GCCUGCGUCGGGCUGGAGGUGUGUGCCCGGCGCGCACACGUGUCUGGAGCCCGGGCGUGGGCGUGGGCGUGGGUUGUGCGGGCACGUGUCGUGGGAGUGGCCCCGGGCGCGGCAGCUCCGCGGACGCCCGGUUGCUGUGACAUUUGUCACCUGGAGCCCACCUUCCUCCCAGCACCAGGAGGGAACCUAAGAAGUUUAACGUGGCUGGGACUGAGCAGAUUAAGGGAGUGGAGCAGCGGCUGGCCGGCGAGGGCGGGGACUGCAGGUGCUGCGGGCAUGGGGAGCCAGCCGUUUGCAUUUGAGAAAGACGGGCGUAACAAAGGUGGCCCCGAAAUGUCUCCGGAGCCGGCCUGGGCAGGGAGGAGCCCUGAGUGAGUGGCGCUGGGCUGAGCUCGGACAGUCUGUUGACGAGAGGGAUGCUGGCAGUUAGGAAAGCGAGGAGGAAACUCAGGAUGGGGACUCUCUGCUCCCCGAACCCCAGCGGGACAAAGACAUCAUCGGAGGUCUGCAAUGCCGACUGGAUGGCCUCGCUUCCCUCUCACCUCCACAACGUCCCCCUUUCCAAUCUGGCAAUACCAGGCUCCCACGACUCAUUCAGCUACUGGGUAGAUGAAAAGUCUCCGGUGGGGCCUGACCAAACCCCAGCUAUCAAACGCCUCGCCAGGAUCUCCUUGGUGAAGAAGCUGAUGAAGAAAUGGUCAGUGACGCAGAACCUGACAUUUCGAGAGCAGCUGGAAGCUGGGAUCCGCUACUUUGACCUGCGUGUGUCCUCCAAGCCUGGGGACGCCGACCAGGAGAUCUACUUCAUCCAUGGGCUUUUUGGCAUCAAGGUCUGGGAUGGGCUGAUGGAGAUUGACUCAUUUCUGACACAGCACCCCCAAGAGAUUAUCUUCCUGGAUUUCAACCACUUCUAUGCCAUGGAUGAGGCCCAUCACAGACGCUUGGUUUUCAGGAUCCAUGAGGCUUUUGGAAAGAAGCUGUGCCUGGCCUGCAGUGUAGAGAGUGUAACGCUGCAAACCCUGUGGGAGAAGAAGUGCCAGGUUCUUAUUUUCUACCACUGUCCCUUCUACAAGCAAUACCCCUUCCUGUGGCCAGGAAAGAAAAUUCCAGCACCCUGGGCAAAUACCACAAGUGUGCGCAAGCUAAUUCUCUUCUUGGAGACCACUCUCAGUGAGCGGGCCCCACGUGGCACCUUCCAUGUCUCUCAAGCUAUUCUCACCCCCAGAGUGAAGACCAUCGCCAGAGGCCUAGUGGGUGGCCUCAAGAACACUCUGGUUCAUAGGAAUCUUCCUGCCAUCCUGGAUUGGGCGAAAACUCAAAAACCUGGAGCCAUGGGUGUCAACAUCAUCACAUCUGACUUCGUGGACCUGGUGGACUUUGCCACGACCGUCAUUGAGUUGAACGACCUCCUCCAGGAGGACAAAGCUUUGGCUAAAUGCUGACCUAAAUUUUUAUUUAACUUGAUGUUGAAUUAUUGAUCCAGGGUAGAGUUCUGAAGGGUUCCGUGUUAGGAUGGUCUUUGGGCAGUGAUGGUGCAGUGAUGAAGAGGAGGAAGGCAUUUUUUCCUUCCUCACAGGACUGUCUGGGUAAAAUUACAGGGCUUUUAAUUGCAUUUUUCCCAAAUGAGACUUUUUAAAAACUUAAGUCGCAGGGAAACAAGUCUGUUUCAUGUGAUCAAGGAUCUCCACAAUUACUUACAAUGGUGAAUGGAAUAUGGAAACAGGGCUCCCAGUUCCACCGGGGUAUUGAGUGCCCCCAAAUUGGCCUGUUUCCCUAUUGUCUUCCAGGUAGUUGUUUGAGCCGGGGAUAGGGCUGAUGGCAGAAAUUCAUUCCUGAUCCAAAGAAUGGAUCGUUCCAGGUGUGGGCUGCCCCAUGGGGCAGCUGUAACACCAACCUGGGCUGCUGCUGUGAGGAAGAGGCUCAGCAGUGUUCUCUCUAGAAAUGUUGAAUGUCACCACUUCUUCCCUGAGAGAGAACGACUUACUUAUCACCAAGUUGUUUCAGCUACAAGCUAUUCAGGCAUAGCUUGGGCUGGUGCCUGGUCACCUGAUUUCUUCAGAUUGUAAACAGUGAAUACUGCCCUUGAGGUCAGAAUUUUGCCUCCCAGUUUUAAAACAUUGAUUCCUUUCCCUUUCUUUUGGCCCCUUGUUAAAAGUGAAAAGAACAGUGACGGGAGAUCUUUUCAGUUGUGGGGCCAACAGAAGACAGACGUAAAUGCCUGUUGCAUGCCUGAUUCCUUCGAUUUAAUUCUGUAGCCUUCUCCAAAAGGGCUGCCAGGCAAGCACCUGAAUUAUCUUGGCAGUGUCCUCCUUGGAGUGGCAUCUUCCAGCUAGAUCUCGGAAUUGCGUUUUGUUGUCUGCCUAGGACUUGGGUCUACUCUGGGGACACAAUGCUAAGCGAAGGGCACCUUGUCCAUGAUACCAUGGAGGCAGACGCCAGAUAUGUGGGGAAGUGCAGUGGCUUUAAAGGAGGCAGCUCUGAGUGGGUUUGGAGCCAUUCUGCAACUCUCUGGAAACAAGACUACCUCGGGAACAUUUAGGAUGACUCGUGGUCAUCAAGGGUCAACACCCAGUGUUGGAACAUUUCCAGUUCUUGUCUUGAUUGUUAUACUUUCUGCAGGUUGUUUUGAGCUUAUAAUCACCCACCAGUGCAUGAGAGCUUUGAAACUCAAGAAGGGAUUUUUUAAUUAUUAUUAUUGAUAAGAGGUGCUUAUCUAUAAAGCGCCCUCUGCAUCUGUCUGUAUUUAUUUAUUUAUUCAUGCAUUUAUUUAUUUAUAGAUUAAGUAUCUGCAGUGCUUCUUGCCUUAGGAGCACUCACAAAGGAGCUUCCUAAACUUUUCUCACCUAGGAUAGAUGCUGCCAUGGUCUUCCUCCCAUCUACAGGACCACACAUCUCAGGACUGUGUGCGACCUCUGACUCUCCCACCCCAAUCAUGCUGGUGACAGUGGAUAUGUGUGCAUGUGGUCCAGAUCUGAUCAGCCACUACCAAGCCAGGCACUGGGACAGAAGAUGAGAUGGGUCAUGAAGAACUCUGAGUCUUUGAGCUAGAUCCUCCAGAAGAGAGUUGAAAACGGAAGGAGUUGGAAGGAAGACAAGGCCUGGGAAUGUGUGCACUUUGAUGCUCCUGACACUGUCUAAGAAUCCCUCAAGGAGGAAAGAUGAACUCAGGACCCCGUGGAUUUGUGCUUUUGUAAAGAUUGUUUGGACCCUUCCCCCAGCAGCUCCCAGUUUCUAUCCUUCGAUGCUCACAGCUGAAUUUUGCGUGUUACCUGCAGUGGGGGUAUCCUAGGGAUAUCCACCUACACUCCUCCAACUUUUGGUCUUGUAGCCUUUAUUUCUCUAAAGUAAUUUAAGCCCUCACCUUUAGCUUUCACUGCUUGACAAGGUCACAACACAAAUGCCUCUGGGAAAAUCUGGCUUCACUUCCCCUUUUCUGGCAUUUGAGUGUCUCCCCAAAGAGGUUCGUGGGAUACUGUUGUCAAAUUCUGGAGGGGCUUCUCUGGAUAGGAAUAAGAAGGUGAGUGCCCUCUCUUUCUAGGUUUCCCUUCGAUUCUGUUAAUAAAUCCCAGUGACAAGCUCUAAAAUCCCUGGCCUUGCCUCAGGGUUAUCUUUUUGUUAUUUUACUUUGUUUCUUUUUUUAAUUCUAGGUCACUUUUGCCUAGGGAUUAGGUCGUUUCCCCUCUUUUAACCCUGUACAACUUGGCAAAGAGUUAAGGAGGCAAGAGGAGAAUCAUUCUGCUCUGUUUUAUUUGAGCCUCAGCUUUGUCCAGGUGCUUGGUGCUAUGAGGCCAGGUGUGUUGACAGGUAUCUAUCUGCACGGGAUACCAGUGGCACCCAGAGGCUGCUGACUGUUCAGGGAAAUGUUUCCUUGAUUUUCUUCUUUAGUUUUCACCUGUUGUAGUUGCACUUCACUUGGGCUAUAACCUUUGAGUGCAAUUCAGUGUUUGCAUAAGGGAAAAGUCAUCAGGCAUGACACAAAAGCACAGAGAACUGCACCAAGGCUUUGGGCAUGAUGUGUGCUCUGCGUGGUGGGUGCAGGUGCUCCCUCCUUCCCGCUGCUUUUUGUCGCUCGGCCUGGCUUACAUUUGAAAGUCUGCAGAGGAGUCCUGGGAGGGAGGUGGAAAGCCAUUUACAGCUCCCUGAGAAAAACACCCUUGAGUUGGCAGCGUUUUUCUUCAGAAUAAAGUUGCUUAUUAUUAUUAUGUAAAUAAUGUGUGCAUUCUGCUCUCUGACCCUGAAGCCAGGUAGGAGAUCUCAGGGAGGCAGAUAGGACAGAGAGAAAAUACCUGUUAACUCUGUGGCGCAUUUUAGCAACUGCCGACAACAAAAAUGGCGACUUAUUCUGAUAACUCCUGGGGGCUUCUCCUGUCAGAACGAGGCUAUCACACUUGCUCCACGUUAACUUCAGGAUCGGCUAAACUUCUACUUGAUUGAGCCAAAGACGACUUCCGUUUCACAGGAUUUGGAACCAUGUUUAUUUGGAAAUACAGAGAGCUUUUCAUGAGCUACCUGGACCAUUUCUCACAUAGCCAUGUUGCCAUGAUUUUGUGGGAAAGGUGACCAUCACAGAUUUCUGUUAGUCUAGAGCAGUGUUUAAGGAUGGAACACUGAACAGCUACCACUGUGUUUUGAUGGGUAUGGAAGAUACCCUUAGGAUGGGAGAGAGAAGGCAAGAUGGAAUUGAUGGAAGGAAAUGAUAAAUUAUUGAGGAUUAAAUUUUAAAUUAAUGGCAGAUCUAAGCCGGUCAUGCCAAAAAAUAUAUAUUUUGUAUUUGCUGUACGGUAGUGCCAGUGUUACAAACGAACGUCCAACUUACAUACAACCUGUUAUGAGCCAACCCCCAUAAAGCCUAUUGUAUUAAAAAUUUGAGGUACCUACAAUGGUUCGUAAUAACAAGUGGGUUCUACUUCGUGACGUGCAUGAAAAUAUUAUUAUUACUGUAUUAUUAUGUUAAAGAUGUUUCAGUGUAUCUGGAAGUGUUUCUUUAAUUUUUUUAUGCGUAGAAAGGUACGCUAUAUACUAUAUACUAAGACAAACGUUUGACUGACUUUAGAUAUGAACUGUACCUGACUGUUCCGACUUAACGUACAAAUUCCACUUAAGGACAGACUUUGGAAUGUUCGAAUUCUGGGAACUGCCUGUAUUAGAUGCUAUAUGAAUUAAGUUUAGUCAUUUCCCUGAGGUCUCAGCCCAGGCCCUUGAAUUCUUGAGAACCCUAACACCACAGUCCAAAUCCAGGAUUUCAUAUAAACUCAAAUAAAAGCACAAAAUCUGGACCCAGGAAAUGGACUCUCAAGAUUCCUAGUUCUUCUCUUCCUGACCUUCUCAUAUUCACACCGAACAAAAAGGUUUUGUUUCUAUCCAAAAAGACAAGGUAGUGGAACAUUCUGGAAUGAAAUGUGGUUCUCUGGUCUGCCAGAAUUUUGUAUCUCUGGUUUUCUGAAUUUUACCAUUAGAGAGGGCUGUCCAAAGAGACGUUAGUAUGACCCAGCUAGACGCUGCCACCCAAAGCUAAAGGUGGAGAAAAAGAGGAAAUUAAGACUGAAAGUAAACUCCUCCGUUUUCCUGGGUAGCAAAAGGGCCACACAAAGUCAGGCCAUCUUGCAGAUUUAGCUCAUGCUGUAGUUGAAGUUUUUGUAAUGUUCCCUAUUGGCUGACUGUAGAUAACACACUGUUAGGUUCUGGGAGGCUGUUUACUACUUGAGAGCAGAGUGUUUUUGCAACACUCUAUUGACCCAAAACACAAGGUUCCCAACGUUUAGGUAAGGAGCCCUGGUGGUGCAAUGGUUAAGCACUCAGCUGCUAGCCAAAAGGUCAGCAGUUGGAACCCACCAGCCACCCCACAGGAGAACAGACCUGGCAGUCUGCUCCCAUAGAGAUUACAACCUGGGAAAUCCUGUGGGGCACGUUCUGCUCUAUUAUAUGGGGCUGCUGUGACUCGGAAUCUACCUGACAUCACACAAUAGUGCUGAGGUUAAAUGCUUUAUGUUUGGGGUGUACAGUUGUGGUAAUUCUUCCUUCUGUACUGUGUGUGCAGAAUACAACUUGGGUUCGUUUCCCAAAAGUGUGUGGGACGACAGAUCUUGUCCAAGAGUGGUGCACUUGGUGACCUGUAGAAUGAGACAGGGCGGAAGGAAAUCUGCUCCUGAGAGGCGAGCUUUCCCAAGUACACACUAAGUAGCUGUGUUAUGCCAAGAGACAACCAAUAGAAAUUAAUAACAUCGAGCCUCCAAGCUGACAGUAAGUUUGCUUUGUAUGGCAUGGAACAUAGUUGUCCCUUUAAAUUCCGCUAACUUUCUAGCACAUUUUGGUCCUCUGUCUUGGGCUGUCCCUGGUGUUCGCCACCACAGCUUUGUCACUCACAGUGUUGCCUUGGGACAACACUGAUUGAUAAGAAAUUUUAAUUGGCAACUUUACACUAAAUUCCAAACUAUACCCAACAGCUGUUUACUGCCCCCGAGAGACCUGCUAUCUCCUCGUCCUCUGGAUUCCCCAGCUUCCUACUGGAAAUAAUGGCUCUGCCCAGUGGUACCAUAUCUCUAAACUGGCCCUAACCCAGAAGAAUAUGUUACAAAACGGUAUUGCUUUUGCUCAAAUAGCACCAUCUUAGACACAGUAAAAAACAGUCUGAGAUAAAUUUCUGUGUUGUGGUAGAUACAGUGUUCUAGCAUUUUCUCCAACACAACUUGUUCUUAGGACUUUUCAAACUCAUUUCUAAGCAAAAUCCUUUAGAUGAAAUAGUUUCCUUUUCUAGGAGCUCAAUCCCACAGACUGUUGAGACAGGCCAUCAACAGUUGAGAGGCAUCUCCUAUCUCACGCCUUCUCAUCUCUUCUUGUCCCCUGGCCAUUCUCUGUCAUCUGAUUACUGUUAAUCACAAGAUGCUGGCCAGACUUAGAGUAGAAGGCACAUCUAUUCAAUGAAGACCAAGCACACUCUUAUCACAGUGGUUAUUGGUCUUUACUCUUCCCAAAUGCUUUCUUCUGUCACCCCUCACUCCCAAAGGUAGAAAUAUGACUGAUUGGAGCCCAGAACUUAGGGCCAAUACUUAAUUCAAAUGGCAGGGGUUUGCUGACAAGCUUUGAGCCCAGUAAGAAGCACAACACUUUGAAAAGUCAAAUAGGCCUCUGGUAGCUUUGUACAUUUGCCGUUUACAUGAUUAUAGCACUAAUAACGCUUGAGUCAUGAAUCUCUAGUAUCAGUGUGAUAAAUCUUAGAACAGACUUAGAACAGUCCUAAGAACAAGUGCUGUUACACUUACCAGCUUACACCCCAGUGGUAAUAAGUUUUAAAUACAGAUGACGUGUGCAUUAUUUGUGUUGUGUAUAUGCUAACUGUAAUAUCACUUAACGCACUGAUCAGCAAUCAGAAAAUGCAGAGAUUGCAGUAGUGAAAAUGAGUCUCGGUCAACUCAGAUGAUACAUGAAUCUGAUGAGUGCUCUACUGGAUAUUAUAUUUUGCCUUCUAUUGCUUGUUUUCUACCAUAAUGCAUGCUGUUUGGUAAGUUAAAAUAGAGCUAAUAAUAUCAAUUUUAAGGCUAGAUUGAAGUUUUGCAUAUAUGCUGCUUGAGAAGCUGAAAUGUAUUUUGUGGUUACCUUAUUCACACACAUACUUUGCUUGGCUUCCCCCACCCUCCCAGGAAAUCAUUGUUCGCAUAUAUUUCUCUCCUUUUUUCUUGUAACCUUGAUUAAACGGCUUAAUCCAACCUACAACAUUGUAAAGCCAGGAUACCUCAUUUUAACUGUGAAAAAAAAAUUGAAUCAGUGUGAUGAGAUGAUGUGUUCUGUUGUAUUUGAGUUUAUCUAAAUAGCUUUAAAACAUAAUAAACACAAAACUUUGGUAGGCACUUUUCCUUUGUUUGAAUGGGCAUUUUAUUAUGGGUCUACUUCUAAUUUUAUUGUAAAGAGCUAUCGCCUCAAAAAAUAAGAAACAAUAAAUUUUUAGGAAGAGCUAAAACUCAGCAUUUAUAUAACCCUUAUUAUCUAACGUUGGAUAAAGACCGUCUCGGCCACGUCUAGCGCAUUUUGCCAUUAACUAAACAUGCCUGCAGUCUCCAGGAUGAGUGGUACAUGGAAUGGGUAGACACCCUUGUCAUUCAGGCUGUCCCAGGCUUCAUCCUUAGCACUGCAGGUAUAGCCACUAGCCUUAGACUGGGUCCUGACAACAGCCAGAUUCUCACCUGACUGCCCUCUCUGGCCCACGUUACUUUGAAUGAUUGCCAAAUGCCAGGACACAGAAGAAUGCAGACAUUAUGCACUUGUGUGUACAAAUAAUAAGUAAGGAUGUCUUGC
Molecule: messenger RNA, 8289 nt
Organism: Loxodonta africana (African savanna elephant)
Lineage: Eukaryota; Metazoa; Chordata; Mammalia; Proboscidea; Elephantidae
Gene: PLCXD2
Product: phosphatidylinositol specific phospholipase C X domain containing 2
Exons: 4
Coding region: 417-1442 (341 amino acids)
Biological process (GO): lipid metabolic process
Molecular function (GO): phosphoric diester hydrolase activity
Source: RefSeq, a predicted model, not a curated record